AUGGCGAACUGGGCAGAACUGCCCCACGAACUCCUUGUUCUCAUUGCAAAGCGCGUUAAAGUGAUAGAAGAUUUCAUUGCUUUUGGUGCUGUUUGUACGUCGUGGCGAACUGCUGCUACAAAGGAAAACUUUGAUGUGUUUUCGCCUCAAGUUCCGUUGCUAAUGUUGGCUGAUGAUAAAGACGAUGAUUAUCGAGAAUUUUACUCUCUUUCUAAGGGGAAAGUCUCACGUAUAUUAUAUCUCCCAGAAGCUAGAGGGCGAGAGUGUUUUCCAUCAGAGGGAUGGUUGUUCACUAUGUCAUAUUACGGAGAGUUUAACUUAUUGCAUCCUUUUUCCCGUACACAAAUUCAACUUCCUUCACCAAAAGCGUUAUUGGCUUUACAGGGUUUUGAUGAAAUACCAAAAGGAGAAAUCUAUCACAUGAUCGACAAAGCUGUCUUAUCUGCUAAUCCUUCUCUUACAUCAGAUUAUGUAUUAGUGAUUUCCUAUUAUACAGAUGUUAAUCAUUUGGCUUUUUGGCGACCUGGAGAUCUUAGCUGGACCAAAUUUGAAAUUGAAUAUAGAGUUGGUGGAGUCUUCAAUAUGAUUUACUAUAAGGGUCAAUUUAUUUUUGUAACUUACGCUGGAGAAGUUUGUGUUUUUUAUGUUCCAGGGCCUAGUAUUUCUCAACCAAUUGUAGAAUCACGCUUAUUUUGGCUUGACGAUAAUCUGAAUCUGUUUCGCCAAAAAAAGCAUUCAAUCAACUUCUACCUAGUUGAG
Nicotiana tabacum (common tobacco) is the source of this 759-nucleotide messenger RNA. Its product is annotated as putative F-box protein At1g65740. The record is from RefSeq and is a predicted model, not a curated record. Gene Ontology annotation, molecular function: protein binding. Lineage: Eukaryota; Viridiplantae; Streptophyta; Magnoliopsida; Solanales; Solanaceae.